CCGGGGCUGAGGCGAACCCCCGGUGCCGCCGGGGCUGAGGCGAACCCCCGGUGCCGCCGGGGCUAAAGUGAAACCCCGCUCCCCGCCCGAUGGAGCCCACCAACUUCAUAGCGCGGGACAACUACUGGAAAAAACAUAUUGAAAAGGAAGGAGAUGCAGCAAAAAGAUGGGCUGAAAAAUGGGGAUUUUUGAAAACACCUCUUGAGGAGUUAAUUGGACAUGAAAAGAAAGAAGAUGCAAAGCCCAAGCUACAGCUUCCAGAUCACCUGCGGAUUCGACCUGUGACACCUGUGGAAAAAUACAUUAAGGUGCUUCCAUCUCCUCCACUUCCUGAAACUACCCAGGGGUUUAUUGGCUGGAGAUCAAGUGUUCCAGCACUGGCACUUGAACACGAUUUUCAAAUCCAAAGCUGCAAAGGAGCCGUCUGCAAGAUGAAGUGACCGUGCAAGCCCUCUGAGUGACAUUAUGAAAUAUAGAGGCACAAAGAUCCAUCUGCAUUCCUAAGGAAAUAUCCUGUAGUGGAUUCUUGAUCAUUUCUGCUAUUUAUGAGAAAAUCCACAAUCAUUUUGGUAAAGUGUGAACAUUUUCAUUUUACUUAAUUGAGUCUAUGGCAU
Hirundo rustica (Barn swallow) is the source of this 614-nucleotide messenger RNA. RefSeq names its product ciliary microtubule inner protein 1 (gene CIMIP1). Bases 90 to 440 code for a protein of 116 amino acids. The transcript is spliced from 4 exons. Lineage: Eukaryota; Metazoa; Chordata; Aves; Passeriformes; Hirundinidae. The record is from RefSeq and is a predicted model, not a curated record.